CGUGCUUUCCGGUGCUGGUGCCGUCGCAUGUGCGUGGUUUCCGUGGCUGCCACCGUCGGGGCUGCGGAUCUGAGAACCGGCACCAUGGGGAGGCUGCACCGGCGCUUCAACGUCAAAGGACGGCAGCAACCGCCGCCGAAGCCCGAGCCUGAGCGGCCGGACGUCCAGGUGCAGCUGGAGCUGGACGACAGGGCCUUGCUAAAAGGAGUGGAUGAGAGCAAUGCGCUUGUCCUGCCUGGACGGAAGGAGAAGAAGAAGAAGGUUGCGCCCAGCACCAAAAAGGAGAAGAAGCCCCUGACCAAGAAGGAGAAGAAGCUGCUGCAGAAAGUGUUGGAGCAAAAAAAGAAAAAGACCGAGCGAGCAGAAUUACUACAGAAGCUGAGUGAAGUCCAGGCAUGCGAGGCAGAAAUGCGGCUUCUGUAUACCACCUCCAAACUGGGCACUGGCGAGCGGAUGUACUGCAGCAAAAGGAAAACAGAAGAGACUGGCCCCGGGGGUCCGGAGAAGAUUAGUAGCCUCAGUGGGGCCAACAGAAAACGACGGAGACAGCCUUCCAAAGAGGAAUCUGAGUCCUCCAGUGAGGCCGGGGCCGAGGCUGAAAGUGAGGCCGAGGCUGGGAGUGAGACCGAGGCUGGGAGUGAGGCCUCAGAAAGCCUGGCAGCGGCUGGUCAUGAAGAGGCUGAGCCGGCAGUGACUGUGAAGCCUGCUGAGCCUGCUGCCAAGGACAAGAGUUCUCUCCCUGGCAGCCAGCCUCCCUCCACUCCCCAAAAGCCCUCUGCAAAGCCGGCCAUUUUCGUCCCUGUGGACCGCUCUGCUGAGAUUCAGGAAGCCCGACUCAAGCUCCCCAUUCUUUCAGAAGAGCAAGUGAUCAUGGAGGCGGUAGCUGAGAACCCCACUGUCAUCGUGUGUGGGGAGACAGGCAGCGGGAAGACCACCCAGGUGCCCCAGUUUCUGUAUGAAGCCGGGUAUAGCAGCAGCGACGGCCUCAUCGGCAUCACCGAGCCUCGCCGAGUGGCCGCCGUGGCCAUGUCCCAGCGGGUGGCCAAGGAGAUGAACCUUUCCCAAAGGGUGGUUUCCUACCAAAUCAGAUAUGAAGGGAAUGUGACAGAGGACACCAAAAUCAAGUUCAUGACCGAUGGCGUCUUACUCCGAGAGAUCCAGAAGGAUUUCUUGCUCUCAAAGUACAAAGUGGUCAUCAUCGAUGAGGCCCACGAGAGAAGCGUCUACACAGACAUCCUGAUUGGUCUCUUGUCUCGAAUCGUGUCUCUUCGGGCAAAGAAGCAGCAGCCCCUGAAGCUGCUCAUCAUGUCGGCCACGCUCCGCGUGGAGGACUUCACCCAGAACUCCCGGCUCUUCUCGGUGCCUCCCCCUAUUGUGAAGGUGGAUGCCAGGCAGUUCCCUGUGACCGUCCACUUUAACAAAAGGACCCCGCUCCAGGACUACAGUGGCGAGUGCUUCCGGAAAGUCUGUAAGAUCCACCGGAUGUUACCUCCAGGAGGUAUCUUGGUGUUCCUGACAGGGCAGGCCGAGGUGCACUCGCUCUGCCGAAGACUCCGGAAAGCCUUCCCCUGCUACAGGGGCAGCUCCAGAGGAGCAGAGGAAAAAGAGGAUUCUGUGGAAGCGAUGAGAAAAUUCAAGAAGUCCCGAGGCAAGAAGGCCCCUGCUGCAUUGCCCAGAAUCGAUUUGGAUAAUUACUCAGUGAUGCCUGUGGAUGAAGGGGAUGAGGACAGGGAGUCAGAAAUGGAAGAGGAAGAGGAUGCUGUGGGUUCCGAUCUUGACCUGGACCUGGGAGAUGGGGAAGCUGAAGAAGAUGAGAAGCCAGACGCCUCCCUCCCUCUUCAUGUCCUGCCGUUGUAUUCACUGCUGGCUCCAGAGAAGCAAGCCCAGGUGUUCAGGCCUCCCCCAGAGGGAUGCCGACUGUGCGUUGUGGCCACCAACGUGGCAGAGACAUCCCUGACCAUCCCUGGCAUCAAAUAUGUGGUUGACUGUGGCAAAGUCAAGAAGAGGUUUUAUGACAAAGUGACCGGUGUGUCCUCUUUCCGAGUAACAUGGGUGUCGCAGGCAUCGGCUGAUCAGCGGGCCGGGAGAGCCGGAAGGACGGAGCCAGGCCACUGCUACAGGCUGUAUUCGUCAGCCGUUUUCAGCGACUUUGAGAAGUUUUCUCCUCCUGAAAUCACCCGGCGGCCCGUCGAGGAUUUGGUCCUUCAGAUGAAGGCUUUGAACAUAGAAAAGGUUGUCAACUUCCCCUUUCCCUCCCCUCCCCCUACGGAGGCCCUGGUCGCCGCAGAGGAGUUGUUGACAGCGCUCGGAGCUUUGCGGGAGCCCCUGAAGACAGGACGGCUCAAACAGCUGCAGGGGGCGAAGCUGAGCUGCCCAAUCAGCCCCUUGGGUAGAACGAUGGCCACCUUUCCCGUGGCCCCCCGCUACGCCAAGAUGCUGGCCCUCAGCCGGCAGCAUGAGUGCCUGCCCUAUGUCAUCACCAUCGUGGCCGCCAUGACGAUUCGCGAGCUGUUUGAGGAGUUGGACAGACCGGCUGCCAGCGAGGAAGAGCAGGCCCAGCUGAAGGGGAAGAAAGCACGAGUGUCCCAGAUGCAGAGACUGUGGGCCGGCCAGGGUGCCUCGCUGAAGCUGGGUGACAUGAUGGUGCUGCUCGGCGCGGUGGGAGCUUGCGAGUACUCGGGAUGCACGCCCCGAUUCUGUGAGGCCAACGGACUGCGGUACAAGGCCAUGAUGGAGGUCCGGCGGCUGCGGGGGCAGCUGACCACCACAGUAACCUCCAUCAGCGAGCACGCCACAGGCCUCUUUGUGGAUCCCAAAAUGAAGCCCCCAAAUGAGGACCAGGUGAAUUUCCUGCGGCAGAUAGUGCUGGCCGGCCUGGGCGACCACGUGGCCCGGCGUAUCCAGAGCGAGGAGCUGCUCGAUGACAAGUGGAGAAACGGCUACAAGACCCCUCUGCUCGAUGAUCCUGUCUUCAUCCACCCCAGCUCCGUCCUUUUCAAAGAGCUGCCCGAGUUUGUGGUCUAUCAGGAGAUUGUGGAAACCACCAAGAUGUACAUGAGAGGUGUCUCCGCAGUGGAAGCUGCUUGGAUCCCGGUCCUGCUGCCCUCUUACUGCCACUUUGAGAAGCCCCUGGAGGACCCUCCCCCGGCCUACUGCUCCAAGACUGGCCAGGUUGUGUGUCACCGGGCCAGUACCUUCUAUCGCGUGGGCUGGCAGCUCCCUGCUGUGCAGGUGGCCUACCCCGAGGGGCUCGACCGCUACAAGUACUUUGCCAGGUUUUUCCUGGAAGGAGAGGUCUUUAAAAAGCUCAGCCGUCACAGGAGCUGCUUGCUGUCCAGCCCCAGCACAAUGCUCAAGACGUGGGCCAAGCUCCAGCCCAGGACGGAGAGCCUCCUGAGAGGCCUGGUUUCCAAGAAAGCCGAUUGCCGGGAUGCUUUACUGCAGGCCUGGAAGCAGGAGCCUAAGUAUCUGCUGUCGGAGUAUUGCGAAUGGCUCCCCCAGGCUGUGCACAACGAAGUCUCCCGGCUUUGGCCGCCCUGCACACCUUGAGCUUCCACACCCCAGCAGCUCUUAUGGCUUUUACUGGGCCGGGCGGCACCGGCCUCUCCCUGAAGGGCUCAGGCCUGGCCCCUCAGCACAGAGCAGGACUCCUCCCGGGCAGCCCUGGCCUGCUCCCAGGGGGCACAUCGAAUCCCGCAGAGCCGGCUCCAUCUCUUCCUCCCAUGUGACGAAGCUCCCAGUAAGCCUGGUUUUUCAGGAGUGUUGUUGCUGCCACAUAGGCUGUGUCACCUCCUCAGCACCUCCUGCCCACUUGGGCGCCCUGUGGCCGGCCUCGUCCCUCAUGUGGCUGCCAGAGCGGGUCUUCCUCACCCACAUCCAUGCUACAGGUUGCUCUGCUCCUCCGGUAGUGCCGUGGCCACAUCUUCUCUGAGAGUGAUACUGACAGACUCCUUUGGUGUUCAGAAACCCUGUCGGGCCUCCCUGGCCUGGGGUACUUCUUGGUAGUGACAUGCUGUCCGAUCUUUGCCUUCCUGCCUCCAAAUGCCAGGUGUUCUCUCUCUCCAGCGAUCUCUUAGAACCCUUUGACCCUAUCGAGGCUCAGCUCCAGUGCCCCACCACCCAGAGACCUUCCCUCAUUCCCCAGCUUUCAGUCUCGUCCUCUCUUGUUCCCCUCCCUCAGGUCACUGUGGACUUUGUAUAUAGGCUGUUUACUGGACCGUGAACAUCUAGUGUCCCUCAGGUGGACUAUAAGCCCCUUGAGGGCAGGGACUACCUCACUUUUAUGCUUAGCUCUCCAGGACCUAGUGCAGCAUCUGUCUUGAAAUAAAACUGCCCUUUUCUUAUUAAAUUUUUUUUUUAAUUCUGAAGUUAAAAAACAAAAUGAGCAUUUCUCUCUCACUUCCUAACUCAGUGGGACUGAGUAUUCUUAUCCUCUCCUCUGCCCUUUCCCACACACACCCUUAGAUCUAAACUCUUUGAGGACCAGAGACACAUCUCCCACUCCCUUGAAUUCCCGAGGCCCUUGCACACACAGGCACGCAGCAUUUUCUUAGUUGAUCCUCUGCUCCCAUGACCACCAAGUACCAGCUUCCACUCCCCAGAGAGAAAGUGGGACUGGAGAGGGGUGUUUCCAUGGCUCUCCCCAUCUUCCCUUAUAAUCACAAUGGCGGCAACAGGAACAAAUGCCAAGGACUAGGUUAUUACUGAGAAAGGAAAUCCUUUUCUUAUGCCGUCUGGUGUAAAUAGGUAGACAUUUGGUGGAAAUAAAUUUAUUUAACUAAGA
Molecule: messenger RNA, 4783 nt
Organism: Dromiciops gliroides (monito del monte)
Lineage: Eukaryota; Metazoa; Chordata; Mammalia; Microbiotheria; Microbiotheriidae
Gene: DHX37
Product: DEAH-box helicase 37
Exons: 27
Coding region: 28-3549 (1173 amino acids)
Biological process (GO): maturation of SSU-rRNA from tricistronic rRNA transcript (SSU-rRNA, 5.8S rRNA, LSU-rRNA)
Cellular component (GO): intracellular anatomical structure; nucleolus
Molecular function (GO): ATP binding; RNA binding
Source: RefSeq, a predicted model, not a curated record